Malus domestica (apple) is the source of this 1852-nucleotide messenger RNA. RefSeq names its product poly(ADP-ribose) glycohydrolase 1-like. The record is from RefSeq and is a predicted model, not a curated record. Gene Ontology annotation, cellular component: nucleus; cytoplasm. Lineage: Eukaryota; Viridiplantae; Streptophyta; Magnoliopsida; Rosales; Rosaceae. Gene Ontology annotation, molecular function: poly(ADP-ribose) glycohydrolase activity. Gene Ontology annotation, biological process: carbohydrate metabolic process; regulation of DNA repair; ATP generation from poly-ADP-D-ribose.
CACGUGGGCUCCCAAGAAAAAAAAAAAGGAGCCGCUUUCCCCGAACAGCAGUUCAACGGCGAGUGCGAUGGAGACAAUGGAAGGGAGGGAAGACUUGAAGUCGAUACUAGAGUAUCUGCCGGUGGUGGUACGGUCUUGCAGUCUGUUCUGGCCGCCGCAAGUGGUGGAUGCUCUAAAGGUGUUGGCGGGAGGUCCUGAUCAGAGUGGGGUGCAUUCUGGGGAGCUGCUAUUCAUAGCCAUUUCGGACCUCCGGCACUCUCUUUUGCUCUCCUCUCACCCCUUCGCUCCUUCCGCCCCAUACGGCUACGCCCUCUUCUUCAAUGAGCUCAUGUCCAGGGGGGAAGCGAGGAAAUGGUUUGGAGAGGUUGUCCCGGCAUUGGCGAAUUUGCUUUUGCGCUUGCCCGCUCUGCUAGAAUACCACUAUCAAAACGCAGGUGACCUUAUCCAUGGAGUCAAAACUGGCCUUCGUCUACUGGAUUCACAAGAAGCAGGAAUCGUGUUGCUCAGCCAGGAACUAAUUAGUGCUCUUCUCGGGUGCUCGUUAUUUUGUUUGUUCCCCACCAAUAAACGAGGUGCCAGACAUCUCCCAACCAUCAACUGCGAUCAUUUGUUUGCGGCGUUAUAUGACAGUUAUAGUGAACAACAGGAGAAUAAGAUAAGGUGCAUUAUACACUACUUUGAAAGGAUAAGUUGCCAUAUGCCUGAGGGUUUUGUCUCAUUUGAGCGGAAAGUUCUUCCUCUGAAACAUGAUCCUUUAAGCAUUUCUUACCCCAAGGCUAGUUUUUGGAGCAAGUCAGACAUUCCUCUCUGCCGCUUUGAGGUUAACAGCUCAGACUCAGGCUUGAUAGAAGAUCAGUCAAGUGGGGCUCUUGAAGUUGACUUUGCAAACAAAAAUAUAGGAGGUGGUGCUCUUCGCAAGGGCUGUGUACAGGAAGAGAUCCGUUUCAUGAUCAAUCCUGAAUUAAUUGCUAGCAUGCUGUUCAUGCCUUCCAUGGAAGAUAAUGAGGCUAUAGAAAUUAUUGGUGCAGAAAGGUUUUCCGAUUAUACAGGGUAUGCUUCUUCUUUUCGUUUUGCUGGUGACUAUGUGGACACAAGGGAUGUAGACUCUCUCAGAAGACGUAAAACCAGAAUUAUUGCAAUAGAUGCAUUAUGCAGCCCAGGGAUGAGACAAUAUAAACAAGACUUCCUCCUCCGGGAAACUAAUAAGGCAUUCUGUGGAUUUUUUCAACAAUCGAAAGAUCAGCACAACAAGAGAUUGUUUCGAGAGGAUGGAUGUUCUGGAGUUCAGCUUCAUCCAGAUGUUAAAGACUCCAGUGACAUUUGUAGUGAUAAUCGUUUGUUGCAGGAAACUAGCGAAAAUUCUGAUGAGGUGUUUGGAGGACAAUCUGUACACCAACAGAUCAGAGAUUCUGAGAUGUCUCUGGAUAAUGAGGAUGAUGAAGUUGGGAUUGCAACUGGGAAUUGGGGAUGUGGUGCUUUUGGAGGAGAUCCUGAAGUGAAGGCCGUAGUUCAGUGGCUAGCUGCCUCUCAGGCAGAAAGACCAUUCAUUUUGUACUACACGCUUGGCUCGAAGGCAUUGCGAAACAUAGAGCAGGUAACUCGAUGGAUACGUUCGCAUGAAUGGACAGUUGGAGAUCUGUGGAAUUUGUUGGUGGAGUACUCAACGCAGAGAUUGAAGGGAGAGACGGAUGAUGGAUUCUUUACUUGGCUCCUUCCAUCUCUAUUUGCCCCUCAUCAUGAUACCGAUAUGUUGGAUUUGCCUAUUUCGCCUUAAAUAAAACUUGAUGCCUGCGUUGUUUGUGUUGUAUCGUCCCAUAUGGUCGCGUUAUUUUUGUAAAAGGAUUUCAUUUUU